Molecule: messenger RNA, 717 nt
Organism: Penicillium malachiteum
Lineage: Eukaryota; Fungi; Ascomycota; Eurotiomycetes; Eurotiales; Aspergillaceae
Product: eukaryotic translation initiation factor 4E
Exons: 3
Coding region: 1-717 (238 amino acids)
Biological process (GO): translational initiation
Cellular component (GO): cytoplasm; eukaryotic translation initiation factor 4F complex
Molecular function (GO): translation initiation factor activity; RNA 7-methylguanosine cap binding
Source: RefSeq, a predicted model, not a curated record
AUGGCUGCCGUCGCAGAGAAUGGCCACCCCGUGGCUGAUGAGAACGCUGCUCCCGUCGCUGCUUCUACCGAUGACUCCAAGACUGUCACUGUCUUUGAUGACCCCGAGAACUUCAACGUCAAGCACCCGCUUAUGCAUGAGUGGACACUUUGGUUCACCAAGCCUCCCAGCGGCAAGGGCGACAACUGGAAUGACCUGCUCAAGGAAGUUGUCACAUUCAGCUCCGUCGAGGAAUUCUGGGGCAUCUACAACAACAUUACCCCCACCUCCGAGCUGGGCCUGAAGGCCGACUACCAUCUCUUCAAGAAGGGCGUACGACCGGAAUGGGAGGACCCUCAGAACAAGCACGGUGGCAAGUGGUCAUACCAGUUCAAGGAUAAGCGCUCCGUCCCUAUCGACGACCUUUGGCUGCACGCUCAGCUCUCCGCCAUCGGCGAGACCCUCGAAACCGACGAUGACAACGAAGUGAUGGGUGUGGUCGUCAACGUGCGUAAGGGUUUCUACCGUGUUGGUCUCUGGACUCGCACCGUUGGCAAGGGCCUUCCCGGUGACAAGACUGCUCGUACCCCGGCUCAGGGCAAGGACGUUCUGGAGGCUAUCGGUCGCCGAUUCAAGGAUGUUCUGCGACUGAAGGAGGCGGAUGUUGUUGAGUUCUCUGGUCACACCGACAGCGCGCACAGCGGUAGCACCCGUGCCAAGGCCAAGUACACCGUUUAA